UUUGGUAGAUGUGAUAUUCUAUGACUGUUUUAUGCAGAUUAACAAGGAGCUGAAUAUGGAGCUGAAACCAGUGACCACGGCACUUUACGGCUGUAAUGGGGGAGAAGUUAUGUCGAUGGGAGAGGUCAGUUUGCCCGUGGCAUUGGGAUCAGGAGAGUUGAGGAAGGUGCGCAUGGUGAGAUUUGUGGUUGUAGGGGCUGAGUCGUCCUAUAACAUCAUCAUGGGGCAGACGAGCUUGAACGCAUUCCAGGCGGUCGUAUCCACGUACCACAUGACGAUCAAAUAUCCGGUGGGCGAAAACGUAGGGGAGAUUGUCGGGGAUCAGCUCACUUCGAGAAGUUGCUACCAAACAACAGUCAGCAAUAACAAGCAAUUGGCGAAGAGGCAGGCCGAGUCGAAGGGGGAGGAGAUUAAUCGACCAGGGGGAUCAAGGUCGAAGGAGGAUAAGCAGAAA
Molecule: messenger RNA, 454 nt
Organism: Striga hermonthica
Lineage: Eukaryota; Viridiplantae; Streptophyta; Magnoliopsida; Lamiales; Orobanchaceae
Source: the annotation of a GenBank genome assembly